Messenger RNA from Striga hermonthica, 1473 nucleotides. The record is from the annotation of a GenBank genome assembly. NCBI's taxonomy places the organism in Eukaryota, Viridiplantae, Streptophyta, Magnoliopsida, Lamiales, Orobanchaceae.
AUGCGUGAGAUUCUCCACAUUCAGGGCGGCCAGUGCGGAAACCAGAUCGGCUCCAAAUUCUGGGAGGUCGUGUGCGCCGAGCACGGCAUCGACGCCACAGGCCGCUAUCAUGGCGACUCGGAACUCCAGCUCGAGAGGGUCAACGUCUACUACAACGAGGCCAGCGGCGGCCGAUUUGUCCCCCGUGCGGUGCUCAUGGACCUCGAGCCCGGGGUCAUGGACAGCCUCCGAUCCGGGCCCUACGGCCAGAUCUUCAGGCCCGAUAAUUUCGUGUUCGGGCAGUCUGGGGCCGGGAACAAUUGGGCGAAAGGGCACUAUACGGAGGGUGCCGAGCUGAUUGAUUCGGUCCUCGAUGUUGUCAGGAAGGAGGCCGAGAACUGCGAUUGCCUGCAAGGUUUUCAAGUGUGCCAUUCAUUGGGAGGUGGGACUGGGUCCGGGAUGGGUACCUUGUUGAUCUCGAAAAUAAGAGAGGAAUAUCCGGACAGGAUGAUGCUCACAUUCUCGGUUUUCCCAUCGCCCAAAGUUUCCGACACAGUCGUGGAGCCUUAUAAUGCAACAUUAUCCGUUCAUCAGCUUGUUGAGAAUGCAGAUGAGUGUAUGGUUCUUGAUAAUGAGGCCCUUUACGACAUUUGCUUCAGGACACUUAAGCUCACAACUCCUAGCUUUGGUGACUUGAACCACCUGAUCUCGGCCACCAUGUCCGGUGUCACUUGCUGCCUCCGAUUCCCUGGCCAACUCAACUCUGACCUCCGAAAGCUCGCCGUGAACCUAAUCCCAUUCCCCCGACUCCACUUCUUCAUGGUGGGCUUCGCCCCACUCACAUCCCGUGGGUCCCAACAGUACCGAUCCCUAACAGUCCCCGAGCUAACCCAACAGAUGUGGGACGCAAAAAACAUGAUGUGUGCAGCCGAUCCACGACACGGCCGUUACUUAACGGCCUCGGCAAUUUAUCGGGGCAAAAUGAGCACUAAGGAAGUAGACGAGCAGAUGCUGAACGUGCAGAACAAGAACUCGUCUUAUUUUGUCGAGUGGAUUCCGAACAACGUGAAGUCCACUGUUUGUGAUAUACCGCCGAUCGGGCUCAAGAUGGCCUCGACUUUCGUGGGGAACUCGACGUCGAUUCAGGAGAUGUUUCGGAGGGUGAGCGAGCAGUUCACCGCUAUGUUUAGGAGGAAGGCGUUUUUGCAUUGGUAUACGGGGGAAGGUAUGGAUGAGAUGGAGUUUACGGAGGCUGAGAGUAAUAUGAAUGAUUUGGUGGCCGAGUAUCAGCAGUAUCAGGAGUUCACCGCUAUGUUUAGGAGGAAAGCGUUUUUGCAUUGGUAUACGGGGGAAGGUAUGGAUGAGAUGGAGUUUACGGAGGCUGAGAGUAAUAUGAAUGAUUUGGUGGCUGAGUAUCAGCAGUAUCAGGAGGCGACUGCUGACGAGGAAGGAGAGUAUGAGGAAGGAGAGUACGAGGAAGGAGAGUACGAGUGA